Messenger RNA from Rhipicephalus sanguineus (brown dog tick), 357 nucleotides. RefSeq names its product protein krueppel-like. The transcript has a single exon. The coding region runs from base 1 to 357 and encodes 118 amino acids. Gene Ontology annotation, biological process: regulation of DNA-templated transcription. The record is from RefSeq and is a predicted model, not a curated record. Gene Ontology annotation, molecular function: RNA polymerase II cis-regulatory region sequence-specific DNA binding; DNA-binding transcription factor activity, RNA polymerase II-specific. NCBI's taxonomy places the organism in Eukaryota, Metazoa, Arthropoda, Arachnida, Ixodida, Ixodidae.
AUGGUGAACGCAGACCCAACUGUGUCUCUUGCAGAGCCCUACAUCAGCGAGAUAACGAGCGAUGGCCGCACGCUGUACGCGUGCCCUUACUGCCCGUACACCUCCGUGCGUCGGUACACUGUGAAGCUGCACCAACGCACCCACACGGGCGAGCGGCCGUUUGUGUGCAACGUGUGCAGCCGACGCUUUGUGCAGCGUACCCACCUGAGGGUGCACCAGAAGCGGCACAUCGGAGUGAAAACGCCCCGCAAGUUCAAGUGCCCCGACUGCGAAGGGCAAUUCCCGAACAAGAGGUCGUUCAAACUGCACUGCCUGUCGCACAGUUGUGGGUUAAAUGUCACGCUGGAACACGGUUAA